This is a messenger RNA of Macadamia integrifolia, 1120 nucleotides long. Its product is annotated as probable protein phosphatase 2C 60. NCBI's taxonomy places the organism in Eukaryota, Viridiplantae, Streptophyta, Magnoliopsida, Proteales, Proteaceae. Gene Ontology annotation, biological process: protein dephosphorylation. The coding region runs from base 518 to 1105 and encodes 195 amino acids. The transcript has 6 exons. The record is from RefSeq and is a predicted model, not a curated record. Gene Ontology annotation, molecular function: cation binding; protein serine/threonine phosphatase activity.
CCGCAAGAGAGAGAGACAGAGAGAGAGAGAGACAGAGAGGAAGAAGGGAGAGAGGAGAUAAUAUCAGACAACUACCGCGAAGGACAACCACCGAAAAAAAGAAAAAGAAAACCAGAGACUGCGUAGUUCACUUUCAGAGCCUAAGCGGAAGAAAUCGCAAACCAGAGAAAGAGUGUGAAGGAAGGAGGAAGAAAAAUUCUUAAAGAACAGUCAAUUGAUCAAAGGAUCAUUGAAAAUUUCAUCUGUUUCUCAUUUUCUCCUUCUCUAUUCUUUGAUUUCAUCGCUUAUUGCUCGUCUUCCUCUGGUUCUUCAGUUCUUCGUUUGAGAGUGGCUGAUGAAACUGGUUAUAAGUUCCUCGUUUCUCAUGUUCUUCUCAUCAUAGAAGAAGAAUUCCUUUCUGGGUUGUUAGAAUUGAGGAAAGAAACCCAUUUCCGAUUCGACGCACUUCGCUUUUCUCUCAGUAGGGUCUGGUUGGAGCCGUGCUUGGACACCCAACCUGGCAUAUUGAUAGCUAGAAAUGGGUAUAUAUCUCAGCACCCCUAAAACUGAGAAGUUCUCUACCGAUGGUGAGAAUGACAGACUUAGGUAUGGUUUAUCCUCCAUGCAAGGGUGGCGUGCAACCAUGGAAGAUGCUCAUGCAGCUUAUCCAGAUCUCGAUGCUUCCACAUCGUUCUUUGGUGUUUAUGAUGGUCAUGGAGGUAAAGUAGUUGCUAAAUUCUGUGCAAAGUACCUUCACCAUCAGGUUCUCAAGAAUGAAGCAUAUUCAGCAGGGGAUUUGGGUACUUCUGUGCAGAAAGCUUUUUUCAGAAUGGAUGAGAUGAUGCGUGGACAAAGAGGAUGGAGAGAGUUAGCUGUACUGGGAGACAAGAUGAACAAGUUUACUGGCAUGAUAGAAGGGUUGAUAUGGUCUCCUAGGAGUGGGGAAGUUCAUGAACAACUUGAUGAUUGGGCUUUUGAGGAGGGACCCCACUCUGAUUUCUCUGGACCAACAUCUGGAAGCACGGCUUGUGUUGCUAUUAUCCGAAACAAUCAACUUCUUGUUGCAAAUGCGGGUGAUUCUCGGUGUGUAAUCUCUAGGAAGGGGCAGGUAACUUCUUUUUCCUGAAUGUUACUGUGUUUU